UCAUCCGGGUCUCGAGGGGGCGCUAGAGCCUGUUUCCCGCUAAUAUCAGCACUUGAAUGGCGCGCGCUGUGCGUGCGUCGGUGCGUUCGGUAAAACGUGGACUGGAUAACAGUGGUUUUAAAAUGAAUUAGUUUUACUGGCAAUCCAAAAAAGAGAUAUGUGAUAGAACAAUAGCUGAAUAUUUAAUAUAACGUUUAAGUUGUACGCUGAAGUGUUGUUUAGAUUUAAACAGACGCGUCAUCGCUGCUCUGCUCAGUCCGGAUCCACAUGCUGAGAAACUCCAGUCCGCUUUUAACGGCCGUUAUUGUGAGCGGAAGCGCUGAGUGUAAACAGACACAACGUUCAGAACUUCACACAAACACAGCCGUGUUUCAGUGUCAUGGAGAGUUAUGAAGAUUUCAUCCAGAGACUUUAUAACACUCAUAAUGAUGAAGAUGAUGAAGAUGAAGAUGACCCGCAGACCCCCGUCACACCUUCAUCAGUCAUCGUGUUUCAUGGCACUCGUGUUCUUCCUCCUCUGCUGAAUGAGCAGCAGAGACACGAGAUGAGAAGACUGAGAGAAACAGCUGUGAGUCUGAUGAAGAGGAGGAGAGAGGAAGAGUCUCACAUCAGCUUCACAGACGUGAGGAUCAGUGACGCUGGGCGACACACAGACAAGAUUGAAGACAUCACAGACUGUGACAUCAUUUCCUCCGCUCCUCUGACAUCAACCGCACAUGAUGGUCAAUCGGCCAAUCAGCUGAGAGCUUCACCAGAGCUCGAUUCGCUGGAAAACACUCAGAUCACGGUUCUGUUUGAGGGACACAAGACCCACAGACCUGAGGACGCACCGGACAAUCACUCUCACAGCCAAACAACGAUGAUAUCGUCAGGCUACGUGACCAAUGACAACACUGAUGUCACCGGUCACUCCGGCUGGACGGAAGGAGGAGACAUCCGAUUAGACACUACACGAUCGGGAAGUGACAUCAUGAGUCACGCGCCAGUAGAUGGAGCGAUUUUAGAAGAGGAGAUUGUAGCGGCACUUCCAAAACCAGUGGAAGAACCAGUAAAUCCAUCAUCGGAUACGGACGAAGGUCCAUAUCGAAUGAGUCUUCAGAACCUGCUCAAGAAAUCCCAGGAGUACCGGCGGCGCCAGCGGCUGCUGCGCAGUCAAGCUAAAGCAGUGGAGGAGCACAACCUGUCUGAUAAGGAGAACGAGGAGCUUCUGCCCAAACAGAUGUGGAGGACGGAGCUGAAGAAAGCCAGAGAGAAGAGGAAGGAGAAGACGGAGGGAGACACCAGUGCAGAUCACAUCAACACAGACGUACAGAAUGAUGAACAGAUUGAUGCUCUUCCUCAGUCCGUCUCCGCAGAGCCUUCUAUAACCGCCAGAUCUCUGUACGAGUCCAAACAGAAGUCGGGAGCUGUGUCCAGAUCGUCCUCAGCUGGGAGAUUCACAAAAAUCCCGACGCCCAAGUUCUGCUUAAGUCCUGUACGCUGCAAAAAACGGAGCAGAAUUCCUGGUCCGGUUCGGAAAGCUCUGGGCAGACCGGCUCAGCCCGACCCAAACGAUCCGUCUGAUCGCUGUGACAAAGUCAUGAUGACGUCAUCGCAAACGGAGCAGAUCGCACAGCUAGAAAUGAACCUGUCCAGCCUUAAAGCGCUGAUCUCAGACCUGGAGUCGACGCUCACACUCUCACAGACAGGAAGUCCCCCUGACAACGACCCGAAACGACCCUGCACUGUCACAUUUAGUGAAACCGUCAGUGCUAAGGACAAUGGGAUCGGUCAGGAGAACUCGAACUCCAUCCGUUCGGUCGUGGGCGUCCUCGCAGACACCAGCAAUCAUUCUCCGGAUGAAGCGGGAAGCUCUGCGAUUGGCUCGUCUUAUGAUGUGGACGUCCCGUCCGGCCUGUGGAAGCAGCUGACCCCUGAGUCGGGAGGUCACGAGGGGACGUCUCGGGUCAAACGAAGGCUCCUGAUGAACGAAGACGAGGCGUUCAGUCCUGGACGAGAGACGAGAAGCACGCUCUCCAGCACACCCAGAGUGACGUUCUCAGGGCUGCAGUCGUCUGCGCAGAUGCAGGAGGAUCAUGUGACGGCCCUGAUGGAGGAAGAGCACAGACGACAGCAGGAACUACUGCAGUCUUUAGCGGAGCGCUACCAUUUUCUGCGGAGCGUGUCCUUCCCGUGUCCCGGCGCAGGCUCACGUCUGGAGGACACGCCGACCUCCCUCACCGCCUCAUCUGUCUGCACACACGCUGAGCUCACAGACACGCACAACACCUCACGGCAGUCCUGUGUCUCUCUCUCGGCGUCCUGUCGCCCUCUGCUGGCCGCUGUGGUGAGGGGUUUCCUGACCCGUCGACUCCUGCGCACUGAACGCGUGUCACGCCUCACCAGGACCAUCACGGACACACGGAUGUUCCUGCUGACGUUCCAGCAUCAGACGGCGGUGAGCAGCAAACACGAUCUCGUGCUGCAGGAGCGCGUCAUGCUGCAGCUGCGAGCGGCGCGAUACGAGCUGCACCAGAUCUUCUUCAGCGUGAGCUGCUCUGACCAGAUGCAGAUGAUCCACUGCGACCGAGAGCUGAACAGAGACAGACAACUCAAACCACACGAUAAUAAAGUGAAGGGAUCCCUCUCUGCCGCCACCAGAAAAGCUUUAGAACGCAAGAAACUCAUGUUGCAGAGGAAAUCAGCUGACAGGAAGAAGUUUUCACCGUCCAGUGAGGAGAAAUGGAACCUGGUGCCAAAGAUCUGUCGGGUGUCAAAGAAGAUCACGCCGUUACGUGGAGCGCGAUGAACCGACACAAAACCAAACUCUCUUCAGAUGUUCCACUAGUUUCAUACUCGUGUUUUUAUAUGAUUGUCUUUAAACUUUUGGCCAAUUAUUUAUUGUAGUUGUAUUUAUAUUUUUCUUAAGAUCUCUGUAUGUCUGACAGCUUCAGCACUGCUUUUCUUGCCAGAUUUGUUUUUGCACACUAAUAAAUUGUGA
Messenger RNA from Labeo rohita (rohu), 2980 nucleotides. RefSeq names its product centriolar coiled-coil protein of 110 kDa (gene cp110). Gene Ontology annotation, biological process: centrosome duplication; regulation of cytokinesis; centriole replication. The record is from RefSeq and is a predicted model, not a curated record. The coding region runs from base 380 to 2788 and encodes 802 amino acids. NCBI's taxonomy places the organism in Eukaryota, Metazoa, Chordata, Actinopteri, Cypriniformes, Cyprinidae. The transcript has 11 exons. Gene Ontology annotation, cellular component: centriole.